Molecule: messenger RNA, 1167 nt
Organism: Penicillium soppii
Lineage: Eukaryota; Fungi; Ascomycota; Eurotiomycetes; Eurotiales; Aspergillaceae
Product: NAD(P)-dependent alcohol dehydrogenase
Exons: 3
Coding region: 1-1167 (388 amino acids)
Biological process (GO): D-sorbitol catabolic process
Molecular function (GO): zinc ion binding; L-iditol 2-dehydrogenase (NAD+) activity
Source: RefSeq, a predicted model, not a curated record
AUGACUCCUUCAGUACUUGUGGACCAAACUAGCCAGAUCACUCCGACAAAGUCGCUAGUGAGCGACCGCACUCUUCUCAAAGUCUCACACCCCAAUCCCUCGUUACAAGUAACUGCAGAUCAUCAUCUCAAAUCAGUUGAUGCGCCUGUUUAUGCCCCUCGACCAGGUGAGGCAUUAGUUCAUAUCAAGGCCACCGGAAUCUGCGGAUCUGAUAUUCACUUCUGGAAGACUGGACGAAUUGGAGCUUUAGUCUUUGAAGGUGACUGCAUUAUAGGCCAUGAGGCUUCCGGUGUAAUCUUGCAGUGUGGUGAUGGAGUGAAUCAUUUGAAGCCCGGUGAUAGAGUUGCUGUCGAACCCGGCGUGCCCUGCGAACAUUGCUUCCUCUGCGACGAUGGCCGGUACAACUUGUGCGAGGAUGUUCAGUUUGCCGGUGUUUACCCUUAUGAAGGUACCAUUCAGCGAUACAAGAACCACCCUGCGAAGUGGCUGCACAAGCUGCCAGACAAUGUGAGCUUCGCCGAAGGUGCGCUUCUCGAACCACUCUCCGUAGUGAUGCACGGUGUCAAGUCGGCUGGGCUCUCGCUGGGUCGGGGUGUAGUUGUAUUUGGCGCGGGUCCCAUUGGACUGAUUGCUUUGGCCGCAGCCCGCGCCUCAGGGGCCCAUCCGAUUGUGAUCACCGAUUUGGAGCCCACACGAUUGGCGUUUGCGAAGGAGUUCGUCCCUUCGUGUGUGACCUACCAGGUGGAUCGUACCAAGGAUUCCCAGGAAAAUGCAGAGGCUAUUCGUGCUCUCUUUGGGGCUUUCGAAUAUGUCGCACCCGAGACUGUACUCGAGUGUACUGGUGUGGAAAGCAGUGUGUGUACCGCAGCGUACACUGCCCGACGAGGAGGUACCGUUAUGGUGAUUGGCGUUGGGAAAACGAUCAUGAACAAUCUACCUUUCAUGCAUCUUUCUCUUGCUGAGAUCGAUCUCCGAUUCAUCAAUCGCUAUCGUGAUACCUGGCCACCAGCAAUUUCUUGCCUGAGUGGCGGGGUUUUGGAUUUGAAAAAGCUUGUGUCCCAUGUAUUCCCUCUGGAAAAGGUACAGGACGCACUUCAUUUAUGCGCUGAUACCCGGAAUGGUAGUAUCAAGGUCUUGGUGGUGGAUGAACAGGAGGCUUCGCUAUGA